Molecule: messenger RNA, 2568 nt
Organism: Strongylocentrotus purpuratus (purple sea urchin)
Lineage: Eukaryota; Metazoa; Echinodermata; Echinoidea; Camarodonta; Strongylocentrotidae
Product: quinone oxidoreductase-like protein 2 homolog
Exons: 10
Coding region: 9-1244 (411 amino acids)
Cellular component (GO): mitochondrion
Molecular function (GO): oxidoreductase activity
Source: RefSeq, a predicted model, not a curated record
CUUUGUAUAUGUCACGUGACACGGAUCCGACUGUUGCACUUCACUCUCACCGAGUCUCGUUACUUGCCCAAAGAUUCCUGAAAAUGUCUGCUUUUAGAUGUCCCCCAGAAGUGGCUUUACGUUCAGCCAUAAGGUUAGCAUCCUCAUUCCAUCCUCGGCCUGCAUUUAACAGGGGUCAAGCCUUACUGAGCAGGCAGACAUCAGCCGUGGGCCAGCUGCAGAUGAAAGAUGCCAGUGGGGCUAGUAGCCAAGGUAGGCGAUGGUACAGGGCCGCACUAUGCACGGAACUGGGCAAGCCACUCACCGUAGGAACACUGCCCUCUGUUGAGAAAGUCGGCCCUGGGAAGGUCAAAAUAGCGGUCCAUAGUGUGGGGAUUAACUUUGGUGACCUGUUGAUGCUGGUAGGUCAGUACCAGGAGAAGCCGCCCCUUCCAUUCUCACCCGGGUCAGAGGGCGCUGGUGUCGUCAUGGAAGUUGGAGAAGGUGUGAAAUCGGUGAAAAAGGGUGAUCAUGUGGUAGCCUUGUCAUCAAGAGCUGGAGCAAUGGCUGAAGAGCUUAUCACAAAUGAAGGAGAAGUAUGGCCCAUACCCAACAGCCUAAGUUUCAACGAUGCGGCUGCAAUCCCAUGCAGCUUCGGCACAGCUUGGCUGGCUCUCACCCGGAAAGUCAAUCUUCAGCCGGGAGAAACUCUUUUAGUAACAGCUGCUGCAGGAGGUGUUGGUCUAGCUGCUGUGGAGUUGGCCACCAAUGCUCUUGAUGCUAAGGUUAUAGGAGCAGCAGGGGGUCCUGAAAAGUGCGACCUAGUGCGAUCCAAGGGAGCCGUAGAAUGCAUCGACUACACGACAGAGAACAUUAGGGAUAGGACCAAGGAGUUGACUGAUGGGAAUGGGGUCAAUGUAGCGCUGGACGCAGUUGGAGGUGAUGUCUGGAAACAGUGCUUGAAAAGUUUGGCAUGGGAGGGUCGAGCUGUCGUGAUUGGAUUUGCCAGCGGAGAGAUUCCAAAGAUCCCUGCCAACCAUCUUCUGUUGAAGAGUCUAACCACCACUGGGUUGUACUGGGGUCGCUAUGGUCUCAUGGACCAUCCUGUCUUCAAGAAGUCCGUCACUGAUUGCUUUGACCUUUACACCCAGGGAAAGAUCAAGCCCCAUGUCUGUCAAACAUUCUCACUAGAAAAGAUCAAUGAAGCUUUCAUGUACAUGAAGAACAGAAAGUCAACUGGCAAGAUCAUCGUCAAUGUACGAUAAGAAAUCCCCAAUGUGGAAUCAAUGAAUAGUACAUCUUUCAUGAGACUAUAACAUCUGAGAUUCAGAAGGGCGCUAACUCAUAGUGUUAAAGCAUAUAAAUUGACAUCCUUCUGGCAUUCAGUAUACAAAUUAGUGUGAAAUUAUGAAGGGAGCAAACAUUAAAUGAACUCAUAGCAUUAUCAGAGAAAGACAUAGCAGUUUGCCAUAUGUAAACCUGAUCUUUCUUCUAGAAAUUAUUAAAGGCAGGGAGAAGGAAAGUGAAAGAUUAUUCCAAAUAUUUUUGCUAUUAUCAAAAGGUAAAGUGAUAGAGAGCAUCUCAUCAGAAACUGAAAUGAUUUCCUGUUAUUGUUAGAAUAGAAUGUCAAACAGAAGUAUGUAAUUGGAGGAAUACUUGAGAAGUUUGUAGUGAUAGACAGAAACUGUAAUAUGUAAUUUUGAUGAAUCAGCAGACAGAUACUAUUAUAUGAAUUUUAAUGAUACAUACAAUAUUGUAUUCAAAUAUCAUGAAUAUAAUGAGAAUUAUAUAUUGUAAGUCUUCACCUCUUGCUAGUAAGCAAUCCUAUAUCCUUCAACUCUUUACUGCCAAGGGGAUGUCAUAAAGUUUGUAUAAAUCCUCUCUUAAGAAUUUAAUAAUCUUUCAUCUCUGCCAAAUGUGUAAAUUUGAGAGAAGUUUGACUGAAAAGAGGAUGAAUUAGCUGACCGUAAAAUAAUGCAUGUUUACCAAUCGGUCACUUUGGUAUGACACCCUGAAUGUUUUCAUUGAGCAACUUAAGCAGGUGAAGAGAUAAUAGAGGAGCUUUACACAGGGUUAUCUUCGUUAUUAGGUUUGUAUGAAAUGUAAUGAGGUGAUGAUAAAUCUUAAUGUGCAAUGCAAACUCAAUAUCACAGCAAAUUAAUGUAAUUGCAUUUUCAAUAUAUACUGAAAAUAUAUUUGUUUCAUAAUUGUUUCAUAAUUAAUGUGGACUGUAAAUUUACAUCAUGCUAAUGUUCUUUACUUUGCAUUAUUCUAAAAAAAAAUUGAUUUUGCUCCCAUCGAAGUCAGUGAAAUAUCUACCUCUUACUAUUACUUUCACACAAAUAUUUAGAAUUAUGAGAGUAAAAGAUGCUUGUAAUUAGAAUCUUGUGGUUUUUAUAUUUAGGGGAUGUCAUCAAGUAGGGGAAAAACAAGGAUUUUAAUAUUUUAAUAAUGUAUCAUGUUGUACAUGAUGACUACAUACUUUGUGCCUUGCCAAUUGAGAGUUAAUGCAUUCCAAAAUAAUAGUGAAUUGCAUGCGUUUAAUUCUUUUGCCACUCAUUAAAUGGACAUAGGUCAUAUAGGAAGGUA